Messenger RNA from Lottia gigantea (owl limpet), 2145 nucleotides. RefSeq lists its product as hypothetical. The record is from RefSeq and is a predicted model, not a curated record. Bases 1 to 2145 code for a protein of 714 amino acids. Gene Ontology annotation, cellular component: lysosome. Gene Ontology annotation, biological process: galactosylceramide catabolic process. NCBI's taxonomy places the organism in Eukaryota, Metazoa, Mollusca, Gastropoda, Lottiidae. Gene Ontology annotation, molecular function: galactosylceramidase activity. The transcript is spliced from 18 exons.
AUGGCAAGGUUACCCAACUACUUGCUAGUUAUUUGGAUAUCAUCAACUGUAAUUCAUGCUCAAAAGCAUUCUUCACCUCUUAGUAUUGACAAUCAAGUCUAUCAAGUAGAUGAUAGUCACGGUUAUGGUAGACAGUUUGAUGGAAUUGGCGGUAUCAGUGGGACGGCCACGUGUAAAUUAUUAAGAAAUUAUCAUCCAGAAUUACGAAGUCAGAUAUUAGACUAUUUAUUUAAGCCAGGAUUUGGAGCUUCUUUAGAUAUUUUAAAAGUUGAAGUUGGUGGAGAUGAAGAGACCACAGUUGGGACUGAGUCGUCCCACAUGCACAAUCCAUGGGACGAGAAUUACCAAAGAGGAUAUGAAUGGUGGCUGAUGAAAGAAGUGAAAAAGAUUAAUCCAAAUGUAAAACUGUACGGUUUGUCGUGGGGAUAUCCCGGGUGGUUGAGGGAUUCCAAUGGAACUCCUUGGGGAUUUCCUAAUCGUACUGCUAAAUAUACUGUAAACUGGGUACGAGGGGCUAAAACUGUACAUAACCUGGAUAUAGACUACAUUGGGUUGUGGAAUGAAAAACCAUGGAGUGUAGAGUAUAUUAAGAUAUUGCGCUAUCAAUUAGAUCAAGCUGGUUUUACUGGAACCGAAAUAGUCGGUCCUGAUGGUGUAUGGAAUAUAGCAGAUGAUGUUUUAAAAGAUCCAAGUUUAGCUAAAUCAUUGUCAAUAAUUGGUGCCCAUUUUCCUGGAACUAAGUCGACCAGAUCUGCCUUGAAAACCAACCUGACUUUGUGGGCGUCCGCUGAUUAUAGUACCUAUAAUGAUGAGACCGGUGGAGGAUGUCUGGCCAGGAUUAUAAAUCAGAAUUAUGUGAAUGGUUACAUGACCGCAAGAUUCACCGUAGGCUCCGAAACGCAUUCAGCUAAAUGGAAACUAGCGAAAGGUGCUGAUUUGACUCAAUGGUCACAUUUCAGAACAAUAGCAUGGAAUAUGUUAACAUCCUACUAUUUCCCUCUACCGUUUUACUAUCAAGGACUGAUGAAUGCUGCCGAACCCUGGAGUGGUCAUUAUGAAGUUAAAUCACCUAUCUGGAUUGCUGCGCACACAACACAGUUCACAGAAGUUGGUUGGACAUAUUUACGUCAUAGUUAUGGAGUUGGUUUAUUAAACAGUGGUGGAAGUUACGUUUCAUUGACGUCACCAGAUAGAAAGGAGCUAACUAUUGUUAUUGAAACUAUGAGCCGGGUUCAUUCUAUAUGUAUUCGACCUGGUUUACCAUUGUACGACGUUUCUCCACAAAAUGUUACAUUCCAUCUCAAUGGUUCCUAUGCGAACAUCAAACAGCUCAACGUGUGGAAAACUAAAUUUGGUUUUUAUGUUCAGAAUUCUACAAUUUUCCAACAGUCUUCUCCUGUUAUGGUAGAUGGACAGGGAAUGAUUACAUUGUCUAUGGGUGUAGAUGAAGUAGUGACUCUAACAACGUUAACAACUGGACAGAAAGGAUUGUACCCAGAACCACCAGCAUCUCAACCAUUUCCGCUACCUUAUACUGACGAUUUUGAAAGGUAUAAUAUUAGCGGUGAUGCCUAUAAUUUGGCUCAGCAGACCGGUGCGUUUGAUGUCGUGGAAUACCAGGGCAACAAGGUUCUACAACAAAUGGUAUUAGAGGAGGGAGUAAAAGGCUGUGGAAUCGACGCUCAAAACACAUCAUUAACUAUCAUUGGAAACUAUUAUUGGACAGACAUAUCAAUACAAGUAGAUUUCCUAGUGGCAGGUGAAAAUACAACUGAUUCUGUAUUUCUGGGAGCCCGUAUUGAUCAUGGUUCCUGUCGACUAAAUAUAGCUAUGGGAGUUUAUUUCUAUAUCAACCCUAAAAAUGAUACAUGGCAGUUCUAUGUUGGCUUCUUACGACAGAGAAGAUACGCUCAUGGGAAACUAACGACGUCACUUCCGGAUGAUAAGUUCUCGACAAUGAAACUAGUAGUUGUGGCUGAUUUGGCCCUAGGAUAUCUAAAUGGUGAAAGAAUAUUUCUUCAAAGGUUUAAUGAAGAACCAAUUCUAGGUUUCGUAGGAUUUGGAACCUAUCCCUAUGGUCUGGCUAUGUUUGAUAAUGUUAAAAUUGAGGCAGUUCCUGGAGGGAGGAAACCAGGCCAAUCAUGA